AUUUUUAUCUUUAUUUUACAAUUGAUAUAAAAAUAUCAAAAAGAAAAAAACGGUGAUUGGAUUAAAAAAAGGUUGCCUGAGAAGGAAUCACCAUAACCUUCGAUCAACGAAUCCGGUUAUCUCAACCAACAUUCCGGCAGCCACCAUAGUCGCCGGCUCCGUCCUCCGAUUAAUCGUACGAGUCGAACUGUAGGGAGGCCUCUGAUCGCAAUUCGAUCUCGGAUUAUCAUAAUCUCCGAGUUUUCUCCACAGCUGGUGUGAGAUCUUAAAUAUAUUAAGAAUAUAAGAAAAAGGAACGAGUUUUUUUUUUUUGCAUGUCUCCAUCUAUUUAUUUCUCCGUGGUUGUGAAUUUUGUUGGUGACAAUUACGGAGCUAAAGCGCGUGAACGAACAUGCCGAAAAGUGGGAGUCUAUCGAGGAGUUGUAACAGUCCGUCAGUGAGAGUGUCUUCGUCUCCGUCGCAGUCGCCGUAUCCGCUGUCCCAGCAGUCGUUGAGGCGGCUGAGCUUGUGCUCGCAGAUAGCAUCUCACUCUUCUCCAAUUGUGUUACCAGAGAAACGUACUAAGAAGCUGAAGGCUUCCUCCCGACGUGGUGAAGCUCCUGUCACGGAUGAUCAGCCAGAUAAAUCCAAGCGCGACGAGCACCGGAUCGAUAUUGGAGAAGGGGAUGAAAAAUCUGAUUUGCUUGGCUACGUGGUUUACUCAGGGAAGCUCAUUUUGGACAAGAGAAAGAAUGUCCCCACUAAUGCUAAUCCCGACGAUGUAGAGCAGAAUUCUGCCUCCGAUAUUGCCAACCAAGACGCUGUUGUUGCUAAACUCACUAGCAAGGCCCUGGUCUGGGGUUCUCAUGUCUUGCUUCUUGAUGAUGUUGUCUCGGUAUCCUACAAUGUUGGUGUUAGACAUUUCAUUGUGCAUUCUUAUCCUCUAAAAAAGGGUUCUUAUGGCCUUUCUUGUUUUAUUAAACCAAAGAGGAGUCGGAAGGAUUUUUAUUUCGAGGCUUCUAGUGUAGAAGAGGCAGUUCAAUGGCUUGCUGGGUUUGCAGAUCAGCAGUGUUCCAUCAAUUGUUUGCCUCAGCCUUUAGUUUCUUCAAGGAAGCAAGGUUCUUCUGAACUUUUUCCUAUAGAUACCCCACCUGAACUCUUGUUCAGGUGCAAGAAUCCACCUCAAAUGCUUGUUAUAUUGAAUCCAAGGUCAGGCCAUGGUCGUUCUAGUAAAGUUUUCCAUGGCAUUGCAGAGCCAAUAUUGAAGCUUGCAGGGUUUGAGUUGGAGGUAGUCAAAACAACAUCUGCUGGCCAUGCUAAAAAGUUGGCAUCUACUGUUGAUAUCAGCACAUGCCCUGAUGGAAUUAUAUGCGUUGGUGGUGAUGGUAUUAUCAAUGAGGUUCUAAAUGGUCUGCUUAGUAGAGAUAACCAAAAGGAAGGAAUUUCUAUACCCAUUGGAAUUAUACCAGCAGGUUCUGACAAUUCACUGGUUUGGACUGUUCUUGGAGUUAGAGAUCCAGUCUCUGCUGCAAUUUCUAUUGUGAAGGGAGGUCUUACUGCUACAGAUGUUUUUGCUGUUGAGUGGGUUCAGACCGGUCUUAUUCACUUUGGGAUGACAUGCACCUAUUAUGGUUUUGCCAGUGAUGUGUUGGAACUUUCUGAGAAAUAUCAGAAACGAUUUGGCCCUCUACGGUACUUUGUUGCCGGUUUCCAAAAAUUUCUGUGUUUACCGAAGUACAACUACGAAGUGCAGUACCUUCCAGUAGCAAAAGAGGAUCAAGGCGGUAAAAACUCUGCCGAUCGGGAAGUAGUUGACAUGUCAGACCUAUAUACAGACAUUAUGAGGAGGUCAAACACAGAUGGCAUUCCCAGAGCCUCUAGUUUAUCUAGUAUUGAUUCAAUAAUGACUCCUAGCCGAAUGUCUGGAGGUGAGAUGGACACAUUUGGUACCACCCACGCCAGCACCGAACCAUCUGAAUAUGUGCGAGGCCUUGAUCCCAAGUCUAAACGGCAAUCAUCUGGGAGAAGCAAUUUGACAGCUGAGCCGGAAGUUAUUCAUCCCCAAUUACCACACUCGACUCUAAACUGGCCAAGGACCAGAACAAAAUCAAGGACAGAUAAAGGAUGGAGUGGAUUGACGGCAGCACAUGAUCCUUCCCAAUGUUCUUGGGGUAAUGCAGCAAUAAAUGACAGAGAGGAUAUAUCUUCAACAUUGUCCGAUCCAGGUCCAAUUUGGGAUGCUGAACCAAAAUGGGACACUGAGGCUAAUUGGGAUGUUGAAAAUCCAAUAGAGUUACCAGGGCCAUCGGAUGAUGUUGAAUCCAGAAUAAAUAAGGAAGUUGUCCCUAGAUUCAAAGAUAAAUGGAUUGUAACUAAGGGGCCAUUUCUCGGCAUCCUUGUGUGCAACCAUGCAUGCAGAACUGUGCAGAGUUCCCAGGUAGUGGCUCCAAGAGCUGAACACGAUGACAACACCAUGGAUAUGCUCUUAGUUCAUGGGAGUGGGCGACUGAGGCUGAUGAGAUUUUUCUUGCUGCUACAGAUGGGCAAACACCUUUCACUGCCAUAUGUUGAGUAUGUUAAGGUGAAAUCAGUUAAGAUCAAGGCCAGAAAACACACACAUAACGGUUGUGGCAUCGAUGGCGAGCUUUUUCCCCUCAAGGGACAAGUAGUUUCGUCUUUGCUUCCAGAACAGUGCAGACUAAUCGGUCGCUUCCCAGGCCAUCACAUAUGACAGCCAAAAGAGGUGUUUUUUUUUUUUUUUUCGAUAUUCUUUUCGUCUAUCAUAUCUCAGGAUGCGAGUGCUCUCUUCCAAAACAACUAUAUAUUAAUUUUCAUGUUAACCCCCCUUCAUUUGUGCCAUUACAAACAAUGAGGGUAGCUGUAAAUUCUUUUUGAUAAGAAUACAUACACAAUGUAUUGCUUUUUUGUCCCCUCGUAUUCUUUUUCUUUUGUUUGUUUCUCUGUAUUCUACCUGUAAAUUGAACACGAACCAAAUAUGUCAAGUUCAUUUAUGAAUCAUUUUAAAAUUCGUUUA
Molecule: messenger RNA, 3013 nt
Organism: Gossypium raimondii (Peruvian cotton)
Lineage: Eukaryota; Viridiplantae; Streptophyta; Magnoliopsida; Malvales; Malvaceae
Product: sphingoid long-chain bases kinase 1
Exons: 9
Coding region: 392-2710 (772 amino acids)
Biological process (GO): sphingosine biosynthetic process
Cellular component (GO): membrane; cytoplasm; intracellular membrane-bounded organelle
Molecular function (GO): kinase activity
Source: RefSeq, a predicted model, not a curated record